AUGGAUUCCCUUUCUUCCUUCGUCGAGCCCUGGAAACAGUCUGUUCAUAAGGCAAGCAGUGAGCAACCCAAGGAAUUUCCGGAUUACUACCAACCUCGCAAUGCAGAAUGUUUGAUUGCGACUUCCCAGCCACGAUCCUUUCAACUUGGCACAGGCGCCUCUAUCUACACAAACUCUCUUCUUCCGGCAAUUUUUGAAGCCCAACACGAGGUUACACUGGUGACAUGUUUCUGGGCCUUUUCCAGCACACUUACCGCAUUGAGGGACACUCUCGAGCAGCUGGCCGAACAGCGAAAGCAGCUCAUCCAGACAGCUGCGGCAGGUGGGCCGGACGCAGAUGAUGUCCCUCCCCUCCGCAUUCGCAUCUGCUUUUCCUCAAGAUCACUUUGGCAGAAAUUGUUUCACACAUCGUCCAAAGAUGGAUACGUGUACCCUCCUUCUACAUGGCCCACCCAGCUUGGAUUGCCAAGUAGAGGCAUUCUGGAGGCCGGAGCAAUCGAGCUCCAGGUAAAGAGCCUAUUCUUCUUGCCUUUCAGCGUCAUGCACCCGAAAUUCCUUAUCGUCGACCGCAAAAGAGCAUGGUUGCCUAGCUGCAAUGUUAGCUGGGAACCUUGGUUAGAGGGCUGCGUCGAGGUCACCGGCGACGUAGUGCCGGGCCUGGUGAGAUUCUACCAAAGUGUAUGGGACAGGAAGCUUGGUGAACCGGACUGGGACGCCAGAAGUAAUUAUGAUCUCACGGGUGGCUUGGAUACCCACUCCUCUAUGCUAUCUCCGCUUGGACUGGCCCGGAUUCAAAGUCCAGCCAGUCGAUUUGCAACCACGCCUGGCACGGCAGUACCCACUCUGCUGCUACCGUCAUCGCACCAUCGCAACCCAAGAUUCCGUCCAUUUCCUUGGCCGAGCUCACCCACGCCGCCCUCUACACCGCUCAAUAUAGCCAUGCUCCGCCUGUUCGAGAUGGCCCAGCACACCAUUUGCAUCCAGACUCCAAACUUAACCACAGCUGCAGUCCUCGAUUCAAUCUUGGACGCCGUAAAAAGGGGGGUCGACGUCACUGUCGUGACUAGCAAAGGGAUGAUGUUGCUGGAACAACUAGUCACUGCUGGAACGACAACCUCUAUCUGUCUGCGAUCCCUUAUCCGACGGUACAAGAAGCUGAUGCAUGCGCAAGGCGACCGGGCAGUCCAGAGAGAGAGCAGCGAUGCGAGGGAGUCCGAUCCUGUGAUCGACCUGGAAGCUCAUCAAAGGCCAAAUUUCGGCAGGCUAAAGGUCUCGUACUUCCAUGCGGAUACCGAUAAUCGCCGCCAUGACAUCUCCGAGGAGCCCGUUCACUCUCAUUUGAAGCUGACCAUCGUCGACGGACAAUUCACAGUUCUUGGGUCUGGCAACAUGGACAGGCCUAGCUGGUUCACCAGUCAAGAGCUCGGCAUCAUGUUUCACUCGGCGGACUUUGCGAAAGUCGUAAGCGAUAAUGUUGCCGAGGUUUUGAAGGGCAGGCUCACCACCGUUUUCGAUUCGGCGCAGGAGUAA
Messenger RNA from Pseudomassariella vexata, 1530 nucleotides. RefSeq lists its product as uncharacterized. The transcript has a single exon. Lineage: Eukaryota; Fungi; Ascomycota; Sordariomycetes; Amphisphaeriales; Pseudomassariaceae. The coding region runs from base 1 to 1530 and encodes 509 amino acids. Gene Ontology annotation, molecular function: catalytic activity. The record is from RefSeq and is a predicted model, not a curated record.